Messenger RNA from Chanos chanos (milkfish), 10525 nucleotides. It is a transcript of the gene tnrc18, whose product is annotated as trinucleotide repeat containing 18. NCBI's taxonomy places the organism in Eukaryota, Metazoa, Chordata, Actinopteri, Gonorynchiformes, Chanidae. Gene Ontology annotation, molecular function: chromatin binding. The record is from RefSeq and is a predicted model, not a curated record. The transcript has 30 exons. Bases 251 to 9277 code for a protein of 3008 amino acids.
CCUUCUUCCCCGAAUUCUAUCCCUCCGUGUAUCAGCGGAUGGUUUGUAAAUGGAUUGUACGAAGUCACAUAAACGUUUGGAUUUUGUGAAGAAACUGGAUACUUUAAACUGAGAGUCACCAUUGCAAGUCGGCAGAAUGCCGGAUAAAGACACUGAUUUGCCUGGGAAUCUAUGGACAGUAUAGCCAACGAACUGGCUCUUUCGGAAUAUCCGAUCGAACUGUUUCUUGUAUCAAGUUUACCCAUAGUGGAUGAUGGAUGGCCGAGAUUUCGGACCCCCCAGAUCUGUUCACGUACCUCCACCUUUGCUUUCCGGACUGGCAAUGGAGUCACACCGACUUGGAGCUGCAGCUGCAGCCGGUAGAAUACCCCCUUCUCCCGGUCACUUGGGCGCGGGGCACCCGGCGGCUUUGCACUCUGGAAAAUUCUUACCACCGGCCAUUAACCUACAUUCUCAUCACAGCGAUGCCUUCCCAGGUGCCUCAACCCCAUUUCUAAGCAGCUAUGUGAGCAGCUCCAGUCACCACGGAGGGCCCAGUCCGCUGCCCACCGACCCAGCUUUCAGAGCCCCCAACCCAGCCAGCCUACAGAUGGCCCAGCUGUGGGCCACUCAUCCCCACGACGGUUUCCCCCACCUGCCAGGCAGUCUGUAUACUGCCCCCUACAUUCCUCUGAGCCACAUUGAACACCCGCAGCUGGGCCAACACACUCUCUACGAUUCCCAGAAAGAGGGGUUUUACCUGUCUGGAUCAGUGGGCCAGUCAUCCCUGCACUCCCAGUCAUCUGCCGUGCCGAAGAGUCCAGUGGCCCACGUGCCAAGCUCUCUGUCCAGGGAGAAGGAGGCUGCACCUUCUCACAAGAGCUCUAAAGACGCAAGCAGAGAACUCAGCAAAGAGAAGACUUGCAGGAGUGACCCCAGCCAUUCUCUUCCGCGUAAGGAGAAGGAACGGCCGAGGGAGGAGCCACGACCCCACAGCGUAGUGGACCUCACCCAGGACGUGAAACCAGAGGACGACCGCAGAGGGGGCGUCUCGGACCGACCGGCGAAAACGACAGAGCACACAUGGCCUUUCUUUCACCAGCACUCACCUGCACUGGGUGCAUCAGACACUAAACCCAAGAACCCCCUUCAAACCUCUUCACUCAGCAACUGCAGAAGCAGCAGCGGCGGCGGCGGCAGCAGCAGCACUCCUUCGAGAUACCCGUCCACGGAGCAAGACAGGAGAGACAGGGACCGAGACGAUGAGAACGCCCGGCCGGGGUGCCACCCUCCUGCCGACAAGCAGAAAAGAAGCGACUCGGUCUCCACCUCGGUCGGGACUAUGCACGUGUCUUACGCCUCUCCCACCUCCCUUCCCAGCAACCCGUCCCAUCUUCCGCCGAGGCUCGUGUCCUCUGGCACCUACCCUCCCCCACACCACAUGCCACCCAGCCUGUAUCCCUUCUAUUCCGCGGCGAAAGAGCCAGGGAAGGAACACAGAGUGAUCGCUCCUACUUAUGUGCCUUCUGUCGAGGUUUACGACGAGAGGAAAGGACCGAUCCAGAUUGCUUCUCAAGCUCGAGAUAACAAAAGCGAUAAAAGCAGGGAGAGGGACUUGCACAGAUCGGCCCUGCUGGGUGGGGGAGAGAGAUCUCAGACGGAUCACGGCCGGUCCUCUGUCAAAAGCGAGUCUCCACCCCAUGGGGAUGUCAAGAGAGAUAUUGUACGGGAGGAGGGCUCUGUUAUCAGGGCGAACGGCUUGGCCAUGAAAAGGCCUCUGCCCUCAGAGACGGGCACCAGUAAACCUGGGCAUAGUCCAGAUGCCAGAGACUUAACCAGCACCAUGUCCAGGCAGGUGAUCAGAAUGGGACUCGAGGUUGAAUCCCGCAGUCAAGAGCGAGAUGGAAUUCAAAGAUCGGGACACCCGUUUUCUGGAUUGGACCCAGCUGCACUGCGUUCAGAGAGGCAUCCGCCGAAGGGCUUCGCCUCUGCAGAAUCCAAAUGGAAACCUUUUGACAUGGAGAAUUAUGCCACCAGCCACAUGGCUGCGCUUGCGGCCCAACACGGGCAUGGACCGAGAGGGGAAGAAGAAGGGAAGAGGUUGUACCUUGACCCGGCGUGCGUUCAUAGGUCUGUCAGGAGUGGAGGUAGCCCUGAGGGCCUUCAUCCGGAGGCCCAUGGGGAGGUGUCAGCCAUGCAGAGUCUUAUCAAAUACAGCGGCAACUUCGCCAACGAGUCUGGCUCCAGGCACAACUUGGAGAGCAAGAGCCCGUUUGGUGGCCUGGGCAGUAUGAAAAUGGAGGCCGCCAACCAUGGCGUGUCCAGAGUCCAGCAUCUUCCACCCCAGCAACCCGGGAAGCAGCUUAAGAGGGACCCGGAGAGGCCUGAGAGUGCCAAGUCCUUUGGCCGAGAUGGGUCCUCCCAAGGGGAAGCGGAGGUACGCCAUCCCCCGGUGGGCAUCGCCGUGGCCGUUGCACGUCAGAGGGACAACAGCAGCAAACCCAGCUCUGGACUGUCAGACAGAGACAGGCCGAUCUUGGCCGGAGGUAUGAAGGGCUCAAGUCACACUGAUGAGGACCGUGCUGAAGAGAGGGCUCGUCACCGUGACGACCGGCUCCUGACGGGCCGUCUGGAACGAGAACAGGAGAAAGUGUUGAGAGAGAACAAGGAGCUGGCUGAGUACACUCAGAUGCAUCCUCCCAUGGUUUCUGCUAGCGGACUUAACCCCAACCUGAUGGUAACGGGUGGUCCGACCCUGGCUGGGGCAGGGCGCUGGCCCGCCGAUCCUGCUUCUCAUCUGGCCUCCCAUCCUUGGCUCUCCCGUCCAGGACCCCCCUCCAUGUGGCUGCCUGGAUCCCCAUACGGAUUGGCUCCUCCUUCCCUACACCAGGGUCUGCCUCCUGGAUACCCCCCCACUAUACCAGGCUCCAUUCCCUCACCUUACCAGUUUGCCCGGGACCCACAGUCUGGACAGUUGAUUGUCAUUCCUACAGAGCACCUUCCACACUAUGCUGAGAUUUUGGAGCGUGGCCCCCCACUGUGGUCAGCCAUGUACCCGUCAGCAGGCAGCUCUCUCCAGCACGCCCACCAGCUGCAGCUCCUCUCUCACCAGCAGCUUGUGCGCCAACAGGAGCUCUACAUGAUUCAACAGCAGGCCGCCCAGGUCAUGGAGCUACAGAGGAACGCGCAGUUUGUGGAGAGACUCAAGGCAAGUGAGCAGAGAACAGAGCUGGAGGACAAAGCGGACAAGCCGGGCAGUGACGGGGUCAAGCCCAGCUUCUCAGGUGUGUCCGCCCCGACCCUGCACUCCCGCAAGCCUCCCCCGCGUUCUCCGACGCCCUCCACCUCCUACAGCAAGCCCCUCACCCCGCUCCCCGUUCCCCCUGUUCCCUCACCUGUCACGGCGCUCAAGUCUGAGGAGAGACAGAAAGGAGAGAAAGCCCUCUCUCAGCAGUCAUACUCGGAUCCCUCGACACCUGCUCCUCACCCCCCCAGCCCCGCAUCCGCCUCGCCUCCUCCUCCUUCUCCCAUCCAACCCAAAGAGGAGACUGUGGAGGUGACGGAGAAAGAGGAGCUAAACCUACAAAAGCAAGCCCCUGCGGCGUUCCCGGCUCUUUACACUGAAAUUCCUCCUGGCUACCCGUACCAAUCCAUAACCGCACCCUUCGGCAGCCGCUAUCCUUACCUUCUCCAGCCUCCUGGCGCUGUUGCCGACGCUGAUGGCCUGGCUCCGGAUGUGCCCCUUCCGGCCGAGGCCUUGGAACGCUUGGCUCCGUCAGCGGAUGUCAAACCACGGCACUUGCGUUCCCCGGUGGUGGUGGAGCCCAUGCAGCCGUCCAGGGAGGUGGAGCUUAUGGACGACGGUGCUCCGCUCAAAGAGGAGCCAGGUCUGGAGGAUAGCAAGCAGAUUCUUAGCCGGGAAAGCCUGGGGUCUCUCCACUCUGGCACAAAAGCGGCACCCAUCAGCAGCCAAGAGUCCAGUUUGCCUGCUGAACCAGCGCCCUGCUCCAAAGUCCCCGCGACAUCACGACUGGAGGAUGAUCUUGAGGAGGACCAGGAGGACGGUGGAACAGUGAAACUUGAGAGGACCUCCUCUCUUCGCCACGGGCCAUACCAAAUAUGCGAGUCUGACUCAGAUGAGAACGCCAAACCAGAGACUUCGGAGGCGUCGGCAAGCCAUGCAGACGCUGCCUACAGACCGUCGGCGGGAUAUGCCGAAACGCGUCAUGUCGAUACAAAAACUCAGCCAUCCGAUCAGGCCCCUAGGCUCACGGAGAGGGUAAGCUCAGGGUCGGAUCUGAGAGAACCUGUUUCAGACGUUCAAGACCUGGAGUCCUCGGGAAACAAUGUGUGUCUCCCACAUCACAACCCUCCUCAGCUCCAGCCACCUGUCAUCCCCGUUACCAUCCUACCAGAGGACCCCUUGGCAGGUAUGAAAGCCCUGGUCACUGCUAGUGAGCUGCCCCAGGCUGGAGCCCUGUUUGUCCUGCCCGAAAAUGGCGGGUCUGAUCACUGCUCAGCCGUCAGCACCCUGGAGUCCACAGCCCUGGAGGGUAUGGCUCUGCUCAGCCAGAUGGCUGAGCUAGAGAUGCAGAGGAGUUGCAGCAGCACCCAGAGCAUAAUGCACUGUGGACUAGAGAGUCUUCUAGAGGCUGGCAGACAGGUCCUUCUAGAGGCCAUUGAGUGUCAACCUCUGGUCAGCAUCCGCCUCCCUAGAGAGCUGGACCCGAACAAGAAAUACAGUUGGAGACAGAAGAAAGAUGAACCUAUGUUCUCCAAGAGUUCUCUGGAUGGGAUGGAUGCCACGGAGGUGGAGUACCGCGUGAGAUUGGCUGAGGUGCAGAGGUGCUAUAAGGAGAAGCAAAGGGAACUCGUCAAACUCCAGAGACGGAGAGACAGCGAAGAGAAACGUCAACAGCUUCAGCUUCAACAGCAGCAACAGCAGCAGCAGGAGGAGGAGGAGAGGAGCAGAAAUUUGGCUAGACGAGGCCCGGGAAGGCCUCCAAAGAGGAAACAUGCCCUGUGCGCUCUCUCUCCUCCCUCUGGCAAACUAGAUUCAAAGUGUGUAAAGAUGGUCAAGAGCGGGCUCUACUCGGAGGAUUCGGAAAGCGGAGAGGUGCUGAGGAAGCGCUUUCGAGCCUCCAGCAGGGAAGAGGAGGAGGAGGAGGAGGAAGAGGUGGAGGGCGGGGUGCUGAGAAUGAAGAGAAAAAACAAGAGUUGGAAUGACCAGGAGCCUUCCUCCAGUUACUCUCACGAGGUGCCUAAAAAGAUUAAUAAAAAGACCAGAGUGAGUGAGCAGGAGCAGUUGGCCAGUAAGCUGGACAAGGCUCUGUCUCUCACUAAACUGAGUAAAAUGAGCAAGUCCUCUUGUAAAUUUGUGGAGGGCCCCUCAGGGAAAUCCAGAACUAGUUCAGGGAGCUGCCGGAAACUUCCCACACUCACAGACAUAGACAUGAGAAGCAAGAUGGACAAACCGAGCUUGUCCAAAGACCUUUGCCUCUUUCACAAGUCUUCCAAAGGAGGUAAAAACAAAAAUGCCACCAAAACAAAACCCUCAGACACCUCCCUGAAGGGCAAAGACCAACUGAAGGCUUCUUUCUCUCCGAUGAGGUCAGAGAUUAGCAGUUACUCCAACAAUACCGACUCAGAGGAGGACAGCUCCAUUAAGGAGAUGUGGCCGACCCGCGCUCUGCUGAACCAGCCCGGCUCCCGACCUCACAUCUCAGGACUGUGCAGCACACCAGCCAAGAAGAAGCGGUCGUCGUCGAAGAGAGGGCCUUCGUCGUCUUUGUCAUCGCUCAAGUCCAAGCAGGCAGCCAAAGAAAGGAAACAAAAGCACUUUGCUUUAUUGUUGCAGGAGGCAGGAGUCAGCUCCUCCGAGGACUCGUUCGACCAAGAGUACUUCACAGAGAGGGAUGACUCUGAGGAUGAUGAUGACGACAACGAUCAUGAUGACGAUGACGAUGAUGAUGAGGAGGAGGAGGAGGAGGAAGAGUACGAGUACGAACUGGACGAGAGCGACGGGCUGUGCUCGCCCUUGCCGGAGGAGAGCGGUCUGGGACUCCUGGCUCGAUUUGCGGCCAGUGCCAUCCCCAGUCCCGUUGUCUCCAGCCCGCUGUCUGUCAUCCAGAUGGAGGCCAAACAGAAAGCCAAGAAGAAAGAGGAAAGGCAAAACCUUCUGGGCCCAGAGUUUGAAUACACCGACUCGGAGAGCGAUGUUAAGAUCAGGAAGAAGUUUCCGUCGUUGUUGCAUGGGAAGAGAUCCGUGCCCGAGCUUCCCCUUCUCCCCCCUGCCAGCGUCCUGCGUGAGGACUCCAGUCCCAGCAAGCGCGGGCGCAAGCCCAAGAAGCCGAAAUCCCCGCGGGAGUUCGGUUUCGAUUUCGGUCCCGACGGAAGCGACGAUGAGCGCUGGACCCGCAGGAGGAGCGAGCGAAUUUUCCUCCACGACGCUGCCCUGGCCAACCCCAUGUCUCCCACCAACAAAACUCCUCUUCCCCUCCCCCCAAAACCAGCCCGCGGAUCAAAAUCUUCGCCGCAGAGUCCCAAAGAAGUGGCCAAAACCAAGGAGGCGAAAGAGCUCUGUAAGAAGAAGAGGGCAAAGGAGACCCCUCUUUGUUUGCCCCCUCCCCAACUCUCCAGCACCCCCUCGGAGAGCAGCACGGCAGCGCCUGUCAGCCCUGGACGAAAGAGCAAGGUCAAGCCAAAACCCAGAGAGCAGGCUAGAGGGAAGGGCGGAGCUGUCAGUAAGCUUAUGGAAAGCAUGGCUGCUGAUGAGGACUUUGAGCCCAAUCAGGACUGCAGCUUCUCUGAGGAUGAGAACCCUUCAGCGGGCAGACAGCCUGAAAGGCCCAGCACUCCUGCUCCUCGGAACUGCGUCAUCGACAAAGACGAGCUCCAGGACGGACUACGGGUGCUCAUUCCCAUGGAAGACAAACUGCUCUAUGCUGGACACGUCAGCACUGUCCACUCACCAGACAUAUACAGUGUGGUGGUGGAAGGGGAGCGUGGAAACCGUCCUCACAUCUAUUGCCUGGAGCAGCUGCUGCAGGAAGCGAUUAUUGAUGUGAAACCUCCUUCAGUGAGGUAUCUCCCUCAGGGGACCAGGAUUGCAGCGUACUGGAGCCAACAGUACCGCUGUCUGUACCCGGGCACAGUUGUAAGAGGGAGCCCUGACAUGGAUGAAACCGAUGACUUGAUAACAGUGGAAUUCGAUGAUGGAGACACAGGCCGGAUUCCACUGUCACAUAUUCGACUUCUUCCUCCAGACUACAAGAUCCAGUGUGCUGAGCCAUCCCCUGCCCUACUAGUAGCCAGCACUAAAAGACGAGGCAGGAAAUCCAGUAAAGAUGUUCCUGAGAGCAAAGAGACGGGUCCUAAAACAACCGAGGAGACAGGGGCACCAAAGAGCAGAGGAAGAGGGCGAAAGCCCAAACCCAAGCCUGAGCCUGAGGUGGCUCCAAAGGAGUGUGAAAAGGCUGAUACACCAACUCCUGCUCAGACCCUGGAAAAGCCUCUUUCAACUCAGCAACCCAGUGGCCCGAGGACAGCCAGGAAGAGCCAGCAGGCCAACACUGCCAGCCCCUCUAUCCCAGUACCAGGUGAAUGCCAAAAGAAAACCACGGGAGUGAAGGCCCCGGCCAAAGUGCGGUCCCAGACACAGUCCGUCUACGCGUCGCCACUUUACGGAAAAGUCCUCUCGGUGGAUCUCUAUAAUGACCCAUCCACGUCACUGGCCUCGUUCAUGUCCAACAACGAAACGGGUAACAACGCAGCAAAAGGGAAACCAGUGAAGCGAGCACGCAAGAGCGAAGAGCUUCAAGAGACAGCGGGAUUUAACCCGAAGCCUCAGCGGAAACAGCCCCAGACGGAGCUGCUGAUCAAGCUCGACCACGAGGGGGUGAUGUCACCCAAAACCAAAAAGACCAAAGCCCUGAUGAUGAUGGAGGGUCAGAACCUCUGUAAAAGAGAGAACAAGCCUGUGAUGGGCGUCGGCUACACAACAGUGACCACGACACCAGCCAGUGAGAAAUCGGUGAAGUCUAAGACAAAGCUCGCUGAAUCAGCACCCCCUAAGACUGACAGUGUGUCUACAUAUAGCGUGCGUAAGCUGAGCACCAGUAACGAGGGGGUUGUUAAAGUGAAAAGCUCUGGAGAAAAGGAGAAGGCAGAGGUCGACUCUGCUAGCAGUAGUAGCAGUAGCAGCAGCUCCGAAUCAGAGGGAGAAGAGGAGGUGGCCUCGCAGGAGAAGAAUUCCAAACAGGACACAAGCUCCACCAGCUCCCGUGCCUCCAGUCCCACCUCCUCUAAUUCCUCUAGCUCCUCUUCCAGCAGCUCCUCUUCCUCUGCUGGCUCUAACUCUUCAUCCUCUUCCUCUUCCUCAUCCACCACCACGGACGAAGAGUCAUCCUGCAGCUCGGACGAAGAGACCCCUGGUCCGUCGCAGACCUCUCCCCCAUCUGAGCAGACCCUCCCACAAGAGGAAGAAGUUGAGGAGGACAUGGAGAAAUCGGAGCUGCAGCCUGAGGCCCACUCAGCCACCCCUAAGACUCCGAAACAGCAGCCCGCUCAGAAACAGCAGCAGCAGCAGGCUAAACCGCAGAGGCAGCAGAGGCUGAAACAGCAGGGCAGUGGCCGACCAAAGAAACGCGAGGGCAUUCACCUCCCCACCACCAAGGAGCUUGCCAAGAGACAGAGACUUCCCUCUGUGGAGAAUAGACCCAAGAUAUCUGCCUUCCUACCAGCAAGGCAGCUUUGGAAGUGGUUUGGAAAGCCCACACAGAGACGAGGAAUGAAGGGCAAGGCAAAAAAGUUAUUCUACAAGGCCAUAAUGCGUGGGAAGGAAAUGAUCGGUAUCGGGGACUGCGCUGUGUUCCUGUCUGCUGGUCGACCUAACUUGCCCUUCAUCGGACGUAUCCAGAGCAUGUGGGAGUCCUGGGGCAACAACAUGGUUGUCCGUGUCAAGUGGUUCUACCAUCCAGAGGAAACAAACCCUGGCAAGAAACUCCAUGACAAAAAGAACUGGGAUCAGUUGUCAGGCAGGAGCCUCCCUGCCGCUCUACAGGCUUCCAGCCAGAGGAAAGAUUUCAUGGAGCGAGCCCUGUAUCAGUCCUCACACAUCGAUGAGAACGACGUCCAGACCAUCUCUCACAAGUGUCUGGUGGUCAGCUUGGAGCAGUACGAGCAGAUGAUUAAAACCAAGAAGUACCAGGACAGCGAGGACCUGUACUACCUGGCAGGCACCUACGAACCUACCACUGGAAUGAUUUUUAACACUGAUGGGGUGCCUGUCAUCUGCUGAAAAAAAAAAAAAACUCCUUGUGUUUAAAACCCUCCCAAACCCUUAUUCCAAAUCCCUCAGCUCUCAAGACUUGCACACGACAACAAGAAUGAUAAAAAAAAAAAGAAAAGAUGAAAAUCUUUACAGAAUUUUAAGGGCUGGUGAGAUGUGAGAACUGCCAUUUGAACCCUCCAGAUUGGACUAACUUGGAAGAAAUACUGAUGAAGAAACAGAGUCUUAGAGUGAGACUGCUGUAACUCUUAAUUGGAUGAAAAUUGGAGAGUGCCCCAACCGAAUGUCGUCUGUGAAGAUGUAUUCACACUUUGUUUCAGUGACUUCAAACGUAUUCGAGUCUACGGCAGCUUGCUAUCUGUCAGUAUUGUUCAGGAUGUGCUUAGAGGAGCCCAGAUGGCCAACCGGGAGGACGUCUCAAAACCUGCUAAUGGAGCACAAUUCGUUCUCGUUUUGAUCCGACGAGGACUCUGGCGGACGAGAGAGGGCCUCUGUCUUUUGGAAGCUCCCGUUGAGCGUCGCAGUGGAGAGGGACUGUGUGCCAGAAACGUAUUUAAGGUCAACUGCAUGUGCACAGCUGAGCCCCUCUGUCUCAACCAUCACCAGCACAGCUCAAAUGGAGGUGACACUCCUCCAGUGGGGCCGAGUCUCCAGGGCGAGAGAAGGCUGCUUGGAGACGGGCAUCCUGGACGCAGGGACCAGCUCGUUGUGUGAAUGAUCCAAGUUGACAAGCUGUGUAAGACUGUAGUCAGAUUCUACCCAGAAAGCUAUCGCCAACCACCCGCCAUGUUGUUCAGGGAACUCCUGGAAAAACCAGGCUUAAGUUGAGGGCUGCAAAACAUGACUGGGCAAAUGAUACAGUUCAGACUCUUAAAAGAAAUGGACCAUAUGGGGGCAACCAUAUUUUGGGAAGAGCGUUGAUAUGAAGCACUUAAAGAAAGAUAUAUACUGAGAAAGAAAGAGAGAAAAACGGAAAACUAUUCCUUACUGAUUCCCUAAAAGGUAACUGGUCCGUGCAGCAGGUGGAUCUUUUGGUGGGAAGUUGUGCGAGUUGACCUAUAGCUAGCCCAGCAGGUUAAUGGGAGCACUCAGGCUACCAUUAGCCUUAGGCUGUGAGAGGUCCCUCUAUGUGAACCGAGGUUGGCCAGGCUACAGAGGGGCAUCCUAACAUUGUAUAGAUAGCUACGUCUGUAAAUAAACACACUCGCGCUAUAUAGACGGUGUAGACAAACACACAUUUUAUUUUCAUGUACCAUA